ACCCAUUGGCCCUUGUAUGCUCUCGACUGGGGUGCUGUUGGCGAGUCUCAGGUUGUGGCCCUAUCUAGCUAUCGCGAGGACUCUGCAAACAAAAUCAUGGUGCUUCAUGGCUUUCCAACCGAAAAGCCUUUGUCUUCCAGCAGCGGUAGUAGCAGCGGCAAUUUAAGCAUAAAUCUGAGCUUUAAUGAAAUUCAGAGAAAAUCCAGCAGAGAAAGCGACGACGAUGAGGAUGCAAAACAUUGGGGUUAUGAAUUCUUUGAAAUUGCUGAGAUCAAAGUCAAUUACCCAUGCACAAAAAUACAAUGGGAUCCUAUAAUAAAAGCCGGUGGAAAUUUGGGAUCUGGCUCUCCAACAGGUGCCAGUUGCGAAAGGUUUGCGAGCUGUGGAAACAGUCUUAAAAUCUGGGAAGUUCACAUGAAUUCUAACGAUCCAAACGUCAUUUGUGAGAAACUAAGUUUACCGAGAUCAAGUAAACCCAAUGUUGAUAUUGAUGUUCAUUCAUUGGCUCCAUUGACCUCCCUUGAUUGGAAUAAAAUUGAUACAAAUAUGAUAAUAACCUCAUCAAUUGACACUACAUGCACAGUUUGGGAUUUAAAUCAAGGUGUAGCAAAGACUCAAUUAAUUGCUCAUGACAGCGAAGUCUUUGAUGUCCAAUUUGUUGCAGGCUCAAAAGACAUUUUCACUUCUGUUGGAAAUGAUGGUUCAAUGAGAAUAUUCGACCUAAGAUCUUUGAAACAUUCAACAAUAAUUUACGAGCCAUUACCUUCAGCUCCUAAUGCCUCAAUGACCUCUAGUCAGUCCCAAUUAAAUUACCCUCUAUUAAGAGUCGCCACAAGUAAUAUUGAUGAAGAUAUAAUAGCAGCAAUUGCUGCCAAUUCUUCCUCAAUUAUAAUAGUUGAUCGAAGAUACCCCGGCUUACCAUUAUUAACACUCGAAGGACAUGAUCGCCCUGUGAACUCAAUUAAAUGGCAUCCAACUAAACAGGUCUUAUUAUCGGGUUCAGAUGAUUGUCAAGCGUUUAUUUGGGAUUUAUCCAGUGGUGAAAAAUCUCUAAUUAGAAGCCAACAUUUUCAACAAUACUGCGAAAAUAAAUGGAUCAAUGGCACAAAUUCAACAAUUAAAAACAAUGUAAUUAUUUGUCCAUCGGCAGCUCAUGGAGAAAACUAUGAAAUUAAUAAUGUUAGUUGGAACGUUACAGGCGACUGGUUUGGCUUGGUUUGUGGGAAAGAAUUUCAAGGUGUUAAAAUAAAAUUAUGAAUUUACGAAUUGUCAUUUUUCUUUCGUUUCUUUUCUUUUUUUUCUUUUUUCUUUUUUCUUUUUUC
Messenger RNA from Ascoidea rubescens DSM 1968, 1322 nucleotides. RefSeq lists its product as uncharacterized. Lineage: Eukaryota; Fungi; Ascomycota; Saccharomycetes; Ascoideales; Ascoideaceae. The transcript has 2 exons. Gene Ontology annotation, molecular function: protein binding. The record is from RefSeq and is a predicted model, not a curated record. The coding region runs from base 97 to 1257 and encodes 386 amino acids. Gene Ontology annotation, cellular component: nucleus.